UUUCUUUUUUUAAUUCAGGAUGUAGGAGACAGACGACCGUCUGAAGAUUCAGCCCAGAAAAGUGGAGGUAAUGUGAAGCACGAAGCGAAGAAAGUCAAAGUGUCCCCUGUAAGCUCCAAGAAACCGUCCACCGGACAGAUCAGACGCAGCGUACGGGAUUCUCUGGAAGAGAUUCUUCUAAAACGACUGAAGGAUUCCGAUAUGAAGAUUUCUUCGGACAAGCCCGCCGAGUUGGCCCGAAGGACGGAGAAAGAGCUUUUCGCUCUGUUUCAGGGCGUUGACAGUAAAUACAAAAAUAAAUACAGAAGUUUGACAUUCAACCUGAAAGAUGCCAAAAAUAAUGUGUUAUUCAAGCGUGUGCUAAAAGGGGAAGUGUCCCCUGCGGAUUUGGUGCGUAUGACUGCAGAAGAGCUGGCCUCUAAGGAACUUGCUGCUUGGAGACAAAGAGAGAAUCGACAUACGAUUGAAAUGAUCGAGAAAGAGCAGCGAGAAGCAGAGAGACGCCCCAUCACUAAAAUCACCCACAAAGGGGAAAUUGAAAUAGAGAACCAGGAACCUGCCAAGGCACCGGAGGCCAUAGAGGCUGAGCCCGAGCCGGUGCCGAAAGCAACAGAAGUGCCCGAGGAAAACCCCCCCGAGACAGUAGCAAAGAAAGCAGACAGUCCUAAGAAAUCUAUCGAUACCACCAGCUUGCACAAGUCUCAUCUUUUUGACCUCAACUGCAAAAUCUGCACAGGCCGUAUGCCUCCACCUUCAGAGGAACCCAAUACAAAGGUGGUGAAAGUGGCUACAACAGUGGUGAGGAGGCAGUCUAGUGCUGCAGACGAAUCUCAGCAAUCCACAACAUCUUCAUCAGCACUGAUAGAUGAUCUCUCUUUAAGAGCCAUGGAGGAAGGCCUUCUCAAUUUGUUUCCUGAAACCAGGUCAGAUAGUCUGAGUACCAAAGAAGAUACAGCUACGUUUCUCAGCAACUUGGAGAAUCUGUGGGGCGGUUUUGUUGACAUGCAUGCUGUAGCCAAGUUUCUAACAAAAGCUUAUCCGGUCUCUGGGAUACUGGACCACCUUACACAGGAUUUGCCUGAGAACAUUCAAGUAGGUGGACGAAUUUCCCCUCAAAUAGUCUGGGACUAUGUUGAAAAGAUUCGGGCUUCUGGGACAAAGGUGGGAAUGUUUAUUCUCUUAUUUCUCCUAUAAGAGAAACCAUUCAAAAAUUUUUUAUUUAAUCAGCAUUUCUAGAUGUAUUGUGGCCGUUCCAGUGUCUGUUGAAUUUUGACAAAAUCAGACACGUGACAAAGUCAUAUAACAAUGUAAAAGACUGACAGCAUGACAAGACACAUGAAAACUGUGAUAAAAAUCCAGGUUAUCACAUAAAAAAUAACUUGUACUGCUUAAAAGUGAAGAUGAACUAGUUUUCUUUGCAGUAU
Triplophysa rosa is the source of this 1424-nucleotide messenger RNA. RefSeq names its product PHD finger protein 3-like. The coding region runs from base 202 to 1194 and encodes 330 amino acids. Gene Ontology annotation, biological process: DNA-templated transcription. The record is from RefSeq and is a predicted model, not a curated record. Gene Ontology annotation, cellular component: nucleus. NCBI's taxonomy places the organism in Eukaryota, Metazoa, Chordata, Actinopteri, Cypriniformes, Nemacheilidae. The transcript is spliced from 9 exons.